Messenger RNA from Aphis gossypii (cotton aphid), 1986 nucleotides. RefSeq lists its product as uncharacterized. The record is from RefSeq and is a predicted model, not a curated record. Lineage: Eukaryota; Metazoa; Arthropoda; Insecta; Hemiptera; Aphididae. The transcript has a single exon. Bases 1 to 1986 code for a protein of 661 amino acids.
AUGUAUAGACAAAUUCUCAUGGCUCCAAAAUAUCGUCGAUAUCAACACAUUUUGUGGCGAGCUUCUUCUCAGGACAAGAUACAUGAGUACGAAUUAAACACGGUUACGUAUGGUGUAGAGAGUGCUCCUUACUUGGCUCUAAGGGUGCUCAAAGAAAUAGCUGUUGUCCAUAGUCAACAUUAUCCACAAGUUCAGGCAGCUCUUAUGUCUCAAACUUAUAUGGACGAUAUUUGCACUGGCGCUGAUUCCAUCGAAUAUGCUCAAACUCUCCAGUACAAUCUAGUGUCCAUACUUAGCCAGUUCGGCUUGGAUUUGAAAAAGUGGGCCAGCAAUUUGUUUGAUUUGUUGAAGAAUAUACCAGCGGAAGAUAGGGCAGCUGGCCCUCUGCCGUUCAAGGAUGAAAAAUCACCUCAGGUCCAGGUUCUGGGCAUGAAAUGGAACCCUGAUGACGAUUUAUUCAGUUACGAUGUCAGCUCGACUAUGUUUGUUUCGUCUAAGCGAAGUAUGUCAUCGGUGGUUGCCCGGAUUUAUGAUCCCCUUGGGUUUUUAUCCCCAGUAAUUUUCUAUGCUAAACACUUGCUUCAACGGGUUUGGCAAUCUGGCGUCUCCUGGGAUGCACGUCUCCCCGUGGAGAUAGAACAGGUCUGGUUGUCAUUUGUAGACGAGCUCCGUCAUUUGUCGUUGAUCCAUAUACCGAGGUAUGUUGGGGUCACCGAAGGAUGUCAAUAUGAUUUAUGUGGUUUAUCUGACGCCUCUAUCAAGGGGUAUGCUGCAGUUGUUUAUUUUCGGGUAACGGAUGGUCGUGGUAAUGUUUCGUUGUCAUUAUUAGGUUGUAAGACAAAGUUGGCUCCUACUAAAUCUAUGACCAUUCCUCGUCUGGAGCUGUGUGCAGCCGGGUUACUCACUCGUUGGCUUCAUCGUUUAUAUAAUAUUUUGUCUUCUCGGAUCCAGAUCAAAAACGUUUAUGCUUGGACUGACUCUUCAGUAGUACUGUCAUGGUUGAACAUGCCACAUGUGGCUUAUAAGGUUUUCGUUUCUAACAGGAUCCAUCAAAUCCAUCAAUUGGUGCCGUCUGGUCGCUGGUUUCAUGUCAGCUCGGACAUGAACCCGGCUAACUGUGCUUCCCGGGAGUUACACCCAGAAAUAUUAGCCAUAUUCAGCCUGUAUUGGGAAGGCCCUGAGUUUCUUCAUCAGUCCGGUGAAGGUUGGUCAUCCGAUGUUCAUCUAAUGCCCGAGGAACAGCUUUCCGAGGUCAUGGAUCCGCUGUGUCAUAUUGUGGAAGUUACGGGGGAGCAGUCAAAAUUUUACAACAGAUUCUCGUCAUUCAACCGAAUAAUUCGCACCAUUAUACGUUUACGUUAUUUUAUUCGUCGCUGUCGCGAUAAAUCAUCAAUCAAAGGUUCUUUUGAUUUACAGGAAUAUAAUGAUGCACUUAUGGUUGUCGUCAAACAUUCUCAGGCAUUAUUUCUACAGCCUUUACGUCAGGAAUUAUUAUACAAUCGACCCGUUUCUUCGCGAUAUUUGGCGCGUCUGUCUCCGUUCAUUGACAAUUCAGGAAUCAUUCGGGUUGGUGGAAGGUUACGUCAUUCCCUGCUGACAGAUCGUCGCAAAUUUCCUAUUUUAUUGUCAAAGCUUUCACACUUAGCACUUUUGAUAGCUAGGCAUUGGCAUUUAUAUGCAUGCCACGCAGGUCCUCGUCUCGUGUCCGCUAUGAUUGGUAGACAAUGCUGGAUCGUGGGUGAGUGUCACGUUAUUCGUCGUGUGAUCAGCGAAUGCACGAUUUGCGUGAGGUUAGCAGCUCGCAACUCACAGCCCAUCAUGGCCAAUUUGCUGGAUUUUCGAGUUCAACCAAGUCCUCUUUUUGUUCGAGUAGGCAUCGACUAUGCCGGGCCAUUGCUCAUGAAAGAAACGAGCUUGCGCAAGGCACGACAAUAUAAAGUCUUGUUGCGUGCCAGUAUCAGAUUUGAAUCCAAAUGGUUGAUUUGA